Brassica rapa (field mustard) is the source of this 3260-nucleotide messenger RNA. Its product is annotated as short-chain dehydrogenase TIC 32 B, chloroplastic. NCBI's taxonomy places the organism in Eukaryota, Viridiplantae, Streptophyta, Magnoliopsida, Brassicales, Brassicaceae. The record is from RefSeq and is a predicted model, not a curated record.
UAUAUAUACACCCAAGAUGAAUUCGCAUGUGCGUUCAUCUUGGGUGUAUAUAUAUGUUUCAUGUUUGCCUAUUAACAUUUUUCAUUUAUUGCUAGUGUUUAUAUGUACGGUACCAUUAUUUUUUUAGUAUAUGUUUUACAGUUUGGAGGUUCUCUUUGUACAUUUUAAUUUAUCAAAAACUAUAUUAUAAAAUGCAAGUUAUAUGCUAUCGUCUUUGUCGAAAAAAAAGAGUAGAAUGCUAUCGUCAGAAUUUUCUUAUCAGAAGAUACAUUUAUCAUUUAAAAACCAUAAUCAGCACUUGACACGCCAAACCGACAUAUAAUCCAAAUGGGAUAAGAUCAUUCCGGACGUUUUAUAUACACCACCGGACAACGAUGUGCUAUGUGGAAUGUUGUCAUGGAUUCAUCAUUCAUGGCUCUGUCGCAGGAACCGGAUCAAUUCACGCUUCAAUUCAAUAGUUUCGCAUCUUGAACCGGGUCUGAUCAAUAAUUUUAUACAUACACACUUAAAAAGAUGGCAAUGCAUUGGAUCCAAACAAUGGAAAGAAAUAUUAAAUAGUAUUUGUCUGUUCCAAUUAAUCUAAUCAACUUUCUGAAUCAUUAGUUUAUAAUGAGUAUUUUAUCUAGUUCAUGUAUGAACCAGCUAAACAUUUUUUUGCACUACAUAUCAGCAUCAAAGCAAAAAGGACAUUACGCAUUAUCAGGAUCAAAAUUAAUUACUCAAACAUUAAUUCAUAAUUCAUAUCUCGACGUUGGAAACUUGUGUAGUUAGUGAAAGAAACAGAUAUCAAUCUAAGCUUUUGGCAUUUUCUCAAACAAAGGUUCUUCUUCUUGUAUUCCUUCUUCUGAAUGCCUACCCCGAGAAUGUUGGUCUACCUUUGCAAUCGAUUUUAUUUCCCCUUGUGUUAUUAUUUUAUUAUAUAUAUAUUUCUUAUGAUUUACAUGUCAACCUUUUAUCAAUCGUAGCCUCUACUCCGUUAUCAUGCCAUAGUUCAUGAUAUAUACGUACAUAUCAUUAUACUUUAGGCUCCGAAUAUAACAAAAAUCUCUACAUAUACCAUAUAUCUAUACGUUUUUGUAACUGUCAGAACCGCACCGCAGUCAAACCGCUUAUCCCGCACCGCUCAAUCCGCUGUUACCAUUCGGAGCGUGUUUACAAUGAUAAUAUGGCUUCAGCACAAACAAAUACAUAUAUAUAUACAUAUAUAUAUAUUUAUUCAAAUCCAUUAACAUAUUUCAUAAAAUAUGUUAUGCUAAAGUUGUACUGCUAAGAACAAUUUGUCAAUCUAAUCAUAAAUCGGUACCUACUAACGUAGACGGCAUUUGAUGAGCCGAUGAUGGACUUGACAAAGAAAUAAAGUAGUAGUAUAAGAUAAGUGGCAAAUCCCAUGAAAUUUGUAGUAAAAUGCCUCAAAAUAAAUUUAUGAAAUGCAUGAUUGAGACAAACAUUCAUUUUAUAUUAAUUGCGUUAAAUGAAUAAUUUACAAUAUUGAGAUUCAUAUAAAAUAUUUUUAAAAUCUGAUUUUUUUUCUUUUCGUAUUUGAUUUAACGAGUAUACUAGUUUAGUGGUGUAACAAAAUUUAAAUCAAUAACUAAAAACUAAAAACUAAAAAAAUAACAGAGUUAUACAAGGAUGCAAUUAGACGUAGGUAAUUACCGACAACUAUGUAUUAAUUGUAUGGUAAGUCUUAAUAAAAAGAUCAUAUAAUUAGACCAAAAAUUUGGUAGUAAGAUACAAAAUACUAUUCAAAAAAUUGUAAAGGCAUCAAAGUAUGUUAUAAUGUUAUAUGAUGCAUGCGUAAAAUGAUCAUGGUUACAAUAAUUUUAUAUAGAUUAAAUGAAAACAUAAUUUUGUAAAUGGAAUGGAAUCGGAUGAAAACUGUAGAAUAGAGAAAUUUGAGAUUCCUUUUAGUCUUUACUUUAUUAGUAAAAUGUAUGUUUCUUUUCUAAUUACUCAACAAAAUAUCUUAGCAUCAAAUUAGAUUAGCUGUCCGCUAAAAACUUUGUGGACCACCUGUCAACAGCAACACUUCUAUCGGCUCACGCGUGAGACUAUUUAAAGCCAAGCAAACUCUUCCUUGUUCUUUAUCUGUAAAACUCUCAAUUUAUCUUCUCUCCUGUACAUUGUUCUUCUUCACAAUCUGCAACGACAUUUUUAAUUAGGGUUUCUUAGUUCUGAGAGACAUCAUGGAGAUAUAUGGAAUGGUUACAGGAAAAGCAGGAAAGAGUGGAUACGGAUCAGCAUCAACAGCUGAAGAUGUCACUCACUCCAUUGAUGCCAAACAUCUCACUGCUAUCAUCACAGGUGGAACAAGUGGGAUUGGAUUAGAAGCAGCAAGAGUGUUGGGAAUGAGAGGAGCUCAUGUCAUUAUCGCCGCAAGAAACACAAAAGCAGCUAACGAUUCUAAAGAGAUGAUUCUUCAGAUGUACCCUAAUGCACGCAUCGACUGUCUUCAGCUUGAUCUCUCUUCCAUCAAAUCCGUCAGAUCCUUCAUCCAUCAGUUUCUUGCCCUUAAUGUCCCUCUCAACAUACUCAUAAACAAUGCAGGUGUUAUGUUCUGUCCUUUCCAGCUCAGUGAAGAUGGGAUUGAAUCACAAUUCGCAACAAACCACAUUGGUCAUUUUCUGUUGACGAAUCUCCUUCUGGACAAAAUGAAGAGUAGUGCAAGAGAAAGUGGGAUCGAAGGAAGGAUCGUGAAUCUGUCAUCUAUCGCUCAUACUUAUACUUACACCGAAGGCAUAAUGUUCGAUUACAUCAACGACCCUGAUCGAAAAAAAGCUUAUGGACAGUCAAAACUGGCAAACUUAUUGCACUCCAAUGCACUCUCUCGUAAACUACAGGAGGAAGGUGUGAACAUCACAAUAAACUCGGUACACCCUGGACUUAUAACCACUAAUCUCUUUCGUCACUCCGGUUUAGGAAUGGCGGUCCUCAAGGCUAUGAGUUUCUUCUUAUGGAAAAACAUACCACAGGGAGCAGCAACGACAUGCUACGUGGCACUUCAUCCUGACUUAAAAGGCGUCACCGGGAAGUACUUCACGGACUGUAACGUCACCACUCCAAGUAACUUCGCCACCGACACUACCCUCGCCGAUAAACUUUGGGAUUUCAGUAUAAAACUCGUCGAUUCCCUUCCCUAACUAUAUAUCUAAACAAAUUUGUACUCGAUAAUGUUUUCCAUUAAUUUUUAUCACCACAUAUUUGUACUCGAUAAUGUUUUCCAUUAAUUUUUAUGACCACAUAUUUGUUUAUGGAACUAA